AUGGCGUCGACAAGCCCGCCGAAAGCUGCAGCGGAUUCCGUAGUUGAGACGUCCAGAGAGGAGGCUAUGGCGACAGCCGGGACAGUUGCAGAAUCCACGCCGACAGAGGCGUCACAUCCUUCGGCCUUCCUCGAGAACCUGCGAAGCAAGCGCUUCGUGGUGGGGCGACAGACCGUUUCAGAGCAGCUCUUCAGCAACAUGGAUCUCAUUGCCGCCUCCCCGAGGCCGAGGAUCGCGAGAAACGCGGCGCAUGCGGAAGUGUCGGAGGACUUUGGCCAACCGCAGCUGCCAUGUGGCAGCGGCCGACGCGGAGGCAGCAGCCAUCCUCAGGCAGUCGUGACGGACCGAUCCCCCUACGCGUCAUCGCCGAAGCGUGCUGCAUUUUUCGCCGAUGAACUCAGUGUUGCUACGCCGGGCGCUUCCACCGCUACGCCGGUCACGCUGGGCAGCAUGCGGUCCACGCCUGAAAGCAGGACGCUUCGUGGCAACGCAGAUGUCUCCCGAACUGCUUCCUUCGGCGUUGGUGCUGCUACCUUCGGCUCACCAUCAUCCCGGCUAGCUUUAGCGGAGUUGGAGCUUCUGGUGGCCGAGGUGGAGGGCGAGGUGCAGGGGCUCGAGACUUCCUGCUCAAGACCCCUGAUGGGGAACUCUCCUGGGCGCCCUUGCUUUGGCUUCGGCUGCAACCCGGAAGAGCUCUCCAGGCGAGCAAUGUCCUGUCGAGGGCAGCUGAAGUCUGCAGCACAGCGUGCCCGAGCCCUCGAACCGGAUGUACUUCCAUCGGAGAAGUUGCAGCUAGCCCAUCUCCGCUCUGCCCUCGCAGAAAAGCAGUUGAGGUUCGAGCGCUGGCUGUCGUCCCUGAGCUCGGGAGUUUCGGAAGCCGAGGCGCCGCUGCAAGAGCGUCCAGAACCGCCUUUGGUGCCGAAGGCACUGCAGGAAUCUUCGGGAGCGUCUGAUGCAUCGCCACCGGGAUCCCCUACCAGUCCACCGAGAUGUCCUCCAGAGGAUCGUCCACUAUCGGCAAGUGAGGAGCGCCUUGGCGUUCUCCCUGGUUUCAAAAGGCAUCUCUAUGCCGCUGCUGCGAAGAGGUUAGGGGAGGAUCCCGGAAGCAAACCGGGGCAGUCGACCAAAGAAGUCCAGUUUGCUGUCCCGAACAAGCCUGCGGAUGUCGAGACGCUCCGCACAUCGGGUUGA
Messenger RNA from Symbiodinium sp. CCMP2592, 1191 nucleotides. NCBI's taxonomy places the organism in Eukaryota, Dinophyceae, Suessiales, Symbiodiniaceae. The record is from the annotation of a GenBank genome assembly.